Paramecium pentaurelia is the source of this 3617-nucleotide messenger RNA. Lineage: Eukaryota; Ciliophora; Oligohymenophorea; Peniculida; Parameciidae. The record is from the annotation of a GenBank genome assembly.
AUGUAUCCAAAAUCACAGAUCAAUCAAUAGUAAAAGAUUUCACAGAAGCCAUCAACUUCAUCUACUCAAUAACAGCCAUUUACCAUGAAGUCAGCAAAAAAAGAAUCCUAAUAAGAGUCUCAUCCAAAAUCAUAGACCUAGAAUACCUCUCUUAAAAUUCCACCUUUGAUAGGAGAUGUACAUAUAGCUGUAAAUAUUAAUGUUCUAAAUUAGGCUGUAACUUUAUCAAAUCAUCCAAAUCCAGACAUAGUAAGUCUUAUUAACGAAGAAAAAAAGAUAUAAAUAAAUAACAGAAUAAAUCCUUAAUCUUCAAAAUUAAGUUGUUUCAAGAAGAAGCCUGAUCCUAUUCUAUCAUGGGAUCAUCACUAAGAGAAAUAAUUGUACAGUGAAUUUUUAGAGUUUAUAGAAUCACGGUUCAAAGAAGUUUAGGUAAAAGUAAUUGAAUUAAUUUUAAGAUAAGACCAAAUAUUAACAAAUAUUAUGCAAAAAUAGGACUUCAAGUUUUUAUUUAUUUCUUAAAUCUUCUUGAAAUCUUUUUUACUCUAGGCUACUCAAUUCAUAAUUAAGAUCUUGGGAUUUUUUUUACUUGCUACAUUACUUCUAUCUUAUUAACUAUCUUCUCUCAUAGUUUAUCUUGGAUGUACUCAUUCAAAUUAAGAUAAAUUGUUAAAAAAAAUAUAUUUUUGAACUUGCCCUAUUAUCUUUUCUACUCUGCUUUAGGAGUCUUAAGUUAUUUUAAGAUUUCACCAUUCAUUUAUUAUUUCAACAGAAAUUAAUCCUUGAAAGAAUUCUCAUUUAGUGAAAUUAAUAAAUAUUUGAUAUUAGAUGGGGAAGAUAAAUUUAGAAAUCCAUUAAGACUCUUAAAAAAGAGAACAAAGCCUGUAAAUAUAUUUAGAGAAUUGAUUUUCCACAGAUUAUCCGUUCUAUCCAUGAUUAUUACCUUGUGCCUUUAAACAGCACCUUAACUAUUUAUUUAAGGUUUUUUCAAUUCAAAAAUGUCGAGAUGGGAUGGAUACAAUGUUGUGAGCUAUAUCAUAUUAAUUGUCAAUUUAAUCUAUUACCUCUUGGAAUUAUAAUUUGUUGUGUUAACCACAACUUCUAGAUUUAUGCAAACAGAACUAUAAUUUAAAUUAAAGAAAAUAAAAUUAAAAUACUUUAAAGAAACUAAACAACUAUUGAAAGCUGAUUAAAAAUAAAUCGGAUUUAUUAAGUCUUUUUAUUUUCAUAUAGACUCAAGUAAAUUAAGUACUUAUGAAAAGAAUGUAUGUAUGGUUUAUAUCAUUACAUUCUUAACAAGAUAUAAAAAAAUGUAAAAUAUUUAAUUCAAUUUUAUUGAUUGUUAUGAUGAAAUCGCAUUAUAAUAUUUAGCAAAUUGUCUUAAAUUAAUUUAAGUAUAAACAAUAAGUCUAUUGUAUCAUGAUUAGCAUAAUUUAGGACAUUUGGAGAGUAUAUUUUAAAAGUAAGAUUUUCCUAAUCUAAUUCUUUAAUUUUAAGACGAAGAUUCUAUUGAUGCUUUAUGGGAUGCUGAUUAAAUAGAUAUAAAUGAAGAAGAGGAGAAGAUUUAAUAAAUACUUUAUAUUGAAAAUCCUAAAAUAAAUUCUGGUUGGUAGGCAGUUUAACAUAAUUAUUUUGUUAACUUUGAAUACAUAAAAUUAUCUGAACAUUUUAUUAAAGUAAUUUCAAAAGAAUAAUAACCAUCAAUUAAAGCCUCUAAAGGAUCUCCUGAAGUAGAUAAACAAUAAAAUUAAGAAACUAUUAAAUAAAAUUUAUAAGAAAGUCCUGAAUAAAUUGUUUAAGAAGCAUAAGCUAAAAUCACUGUCAUUACAAAAAGAGCACUGUUUGAAGAAUUUAUUGGGAAAUUUUCAUUUUUAUUGAUUUUCUACGAUUGUUAUAUCAAAUUGAGCUAAUUGAAUGAAUGUUAAGCAUCUCUUCAAUCAAUUUAUUCAAUAACAAAUGGGUUAUUCUAAUUUUUUUCUCUCGUCUACAUAAUUAGUGGUUAAAAUGAUUUUUCUAAAGCAUUAUUAGUUUUAACCCUUGUUCACCCAAUUUUAUAGUUAAUCUCAUUUGGAGUGUUUUAGUCAAAAGUAUUUAGAGGUGUAUCAAUAGCAAAAUAAGCAUUUUAUAUUUUUUUAUAUGGAUUCUUUAACUUUUUUAAGAUUUGGGAUAUCAUAAUGAUUGUUUUAUAUUUAGCUGUAAAGAAAUUUGCUGAUUAAGUCAGAAGAGAGUUUAGUGCUGAAGGAUACUUGAAAUUCAAAAAUUAUGCCUCGAAAUUUGAAGGUAGUCUUCCUAUUUCAGUUUUUUCAUAUAAGGCAGUUUAAAUUGAUCCCAAAAAUAUUAUGCAAAUAAAAAAAUAACCAUUUUAUUAAGCUGUUAUAUGGGUAACAGAUGUUUAGGAAGCUCUGAAUAAACUUCCUUAGUUCUAUAUAUAUUUGUUAGCUUUUCCCUUGGGCUAAAUUUAUCCAAUAUUUGGUAUUUCUUUUACUUAGUAAAUAAAAGAAAGUUAUAUCUCAAUAAAAUAAUUAUUAGAAGUCUUUAUUUAAGAUUUUUUCAUUCCAGCAUUAAUUUUAUGUACAGUUUCAGUAGAAUAAUUUUUAUAAUCUAUGUUGUAUUUUAAUUCAAUAACAAAUUAAAUGAAACUAGAAUAUCCUAAAUCCUUUUCAAUCUUAUCAAAAGCUAAUGAAAGGUUUAUAAAAGAAAAAUGCAAUUUGAAAAUUAAUAUAAAAACCUUAGAUUUUUCUAGUUAUAAAGAUUUAAAAAGAGAAAAGAUACUUGCAUAAGUCAGAGUAGUACUUGCUUCCAUAGACAGUAUAUUAGAAAUAGAUGAAGCAUAAAGAAUAUUUUGUAUGGGAUCUGAAAUUAAUGAUUUUAUCAGAUGUCUAAUAGUGAGUCCAAUUUAUUAAUUAAAACUUAAUUUUUAUUUAGACGAAGUAGAUCCACAUCAUAUUCAUUAUACUAAUGCAAUUAUGUAAUUUUGUCCAUCAAAGUUGCAUUUUUUACAAGUAUAUGUAGAAGCUACAGAAAUAAAAAAUAUGUAAUUUUAAGUUGGGAGAUAAGAUAGUCUAAAAGCAUUUUCUUAUUCUUAUUUUCAAAUAGUAAAAGUAUAAAAAUUUAAUCCCUUAUUAAGAUAAAAAAAGAAUUCAAAAUCAAUUUUAGAAAUAAAAGAAGAAUUUUUACAUUUAGAUAGAUAUAAUUUUGAACAAUUUUAUUUUGAAGUUUCUGGUAAUCUUGGUUUAUCUUAAUGUCAUGAAUUUUUAACAAAAUUUACUGAAAUGAAAUACCUCAAGUUAUCACUUUAUAAUAAGGCAGAUAUUCAGACCUUUGAAUUUUAAAGAAAUAUAAAAAGUCAACUUGAUGUCUUAGAUAUAACUUUUGAAAAUAUUAGAUUAGAUUUUUAAGAAUUUUCAUUCAAGACUCUUAAAACACUGAAAAUGAUUUUGAAAAAGUGUGAAUUUGAAAAAGCUAAUUUGAUAAAAAUAUUAGCAAGUUUAAACUUUGAAGACACAAAAGAAGUUUAUAUAGAUAUAUCUUAAUGUACAUAAAACUUUCCAACCAUAGAAUAGACAGAAUUAAUAAGAAAUUUAGAGAGAAAAAAAAUAGAUGUUUUUAUUAAGAUAUGA